GCUCCUCCUUCAUGCUCUCAUUCAAUCCCAAUCCUUUUGUCUUCUCCGCCGUAGCCAUGUCAGGCUCACACCAAUCCGAACGAACGCAUUCUUCCCAAAAUGCCCCCAUAUCCACCGAAAAUUACCCAGUGCCACUGUCCCCUCCGCUUCCCCCAAUCUCGAAGGAAAUCGAGCUGAACAGGGCCAUGACCGCUGCUUCUAAGUCAAGCCUCUUUUCUCUCUCAACCACCGACGUUCUAUACGACGACGAAUGGCUCCUCGCAGUUAACAAGCCUCAGGGAAUUUAUUGCGAGAACUUGCUUUCCUCCCUCGUCUCCCAAUCACCGGAAACCGCGCCGGAGCUUCACCUCGCAAAUCGACUUGAUCGCGACACCAGUGGCGUAAUGGUAAUAACCAAGUCACACAAGGUGGCGUCUAAGCUUGUGAAGGCCUUCACUAAUCACGAGGUUAAGAAAACAUACAUUGCCCUCUGCACGGGUUCUCCUCCGAAUUGGGAACGGGUAACCGUGCGAUCCGGUCACGGAAGGUCCAAAUUCGGCGCCUGGAGAGUGUACGCUGCUUCUGAUGUUGGUCGCACGCUACCGGGCGGGUCGGUUGUCCGUGCCAUGGAGACUUCGUUUGAGGUGUUAUCGAUAAACGGAAAGGGAAGGUUCAGGAAUGUCUCUGAAUCGGAAUUGAGGAACGACGAAGAGAGCAAUGUUUUGGUAGUUGAAGAGAAAGCGGUGAAGAAAGAUGAGAACGAGAAUGAGGAUGAUAAUGAGAAUGAGAUAGUGAUGAGAGCGUAUCCUCGGAGUGGAAGAACUCAUCAAAUUCGGUUGCACUGUCAAUAUCUAGGGUUUUCCAUAAUAGGAGAUGUGAAAUAUGAGGGUGUGUACGAGUGGAAAGGUAGAACUUAUGAUGCACAUCAUCUUCAUGCCGAGACCUUGUCAUUUGAACAUCCUGUUACUGGUCUUCAGGAUAAGCUACGUGCACCUCUCCCACUAUGGACCAACCAAGCUUUUCAGCCUUAAACGAUGCACCGUGUUGUGUGGAUUUUGUUUGGUUUCUAAAUCUCUUCUAAAUCACCGCAGAAUCAAGCAGGACAAUUGAGUUGUCAUUUCUAACAGCUCUGCCUCUGAUUCCCCAAGUAAUGUCAUUCAUGUUUGAUAUUACUGUGUACGUUAUUUACUGCAAUCUUCAUAGGAAACAAAUUUUGAAAAGGUUUGCUGAUGGAGAUUUCUAGGUGCUUCAGUAAUAGGCCACGUUUUGAUGGAUGAAAAGAGAUGGAAUGCAAAGAUGUUGAUUCCGUUGUUUGAAUUGAUCAAAAUACGAUGGAAUGGAACAAAA
Messenger RNA from Abrus precatorius (Indian licorice), 1326 nucleotides. RefSeq names its product RNA pseudouridine synthase 1. Gene Ontology annotation, molecular function: pseudouridine synthase activity; RNA binding. Gene Ontology annotation, biological process: pseudouridine synthesis. The transcript has a single exon. NCBI's taxonomy places the organism in Eukaryota, Viridiplantae, Streptophyta, Magnoliopsida, Fabales, Fabaceae. Bases 12 to 1010 code for a protein of 332 amino acids. The record is from RefSeq and is a predicted model, not a curated record.